This is a messenger RNA of Diutina rugosa, 987 nucleotides long. RefSeq lists its product as uncharacterized. Lineage: Eukaryota; Fungi; Ascomycota; Pichiomycetes; Serinales; Debaryomycetaceae. Gene Ontology annotation, cellular component: mitochondrial inner membrane. Bases 1 to 987 code for a protein of 328 amino acids. Gene Ontology annotation, biological process: monoatomic ion transport; mitochondrial transmembrane transport. The transcript has a single exon. The record is from RefSeq and is a predicted model, not a curated record. Gene Ontology annotation, molecular function: monoatomic ion transmembrane transporter activity.
AUGGCUGACACUGUCCCCGGCUCCGUGGCGUUGCCCCAGUCCAAAUAUGACCUCAGCACUUACUGGGGGCGAGUAAAGCACUGUGCCGAGAUCUCGGACCCGGCAAUGUUGCUUAACCUGGAUAAAGACAUCAAGCACGCCAAACAGGUGGUGUGGGACUACAAAAACGGCGUCACCGCCAAAAUGACCCCCGAAGUGUGGCGGGCUAAGCGGGUGUUGGACCUGACAUUGCACCCUGACACUGGGGAAAAGGUAGUGUUGCCGUUCCGGAUGUCGCUGUGUGUGCUCUCUAACCUUAUUGUCACCGCCGGUAUGUUGACUCCCAAUUUGGGUACUGCCGGCACCUUGUUCUGGCAGAUCGCCAACCAGUCGUUGAACGUGGCCAUCAACACUGCCAAUGCCAACAAGCUGCACCCGCUCACCACCAAACAGAUCGCCGUCAACUACACGAUGGCGGUGACGGCGUCGUGCUCGGUGGCGCUUGGGCUCAACGCCUUGGUGCCUAGACUUAAGAAUGUGUCGCCUAACACCAAGACCGUGUUGUCGCGGUUGGUUCCUUUCGCCGCCGUGGUCAGUGCCGGGGUGGUCAAUGUGUUCUUGAUGCGUCUGGAAGAACUCAAGAAGGGGAUUUCGGUGUUUGACAAAGAUGGCAACGAUGUUGGUAACUCGAAGAAGGCCGCUUUCUACGCUGUGGGCGAGACUGCCGCUUCGAGAGUGAUCAACGCCACCCCCAUCAUGGUGAUUCCUCCUUUGAUCCUUGUGAGAAUGGAAAGAGCGGGCUUGUUCCGGGGUAAGCCUAAGGCCGUGGAGCUUUUGACCAAUGUCUGCUUGAUUGCGGCCACCUCGUUUGGGGCGCUUCCGUUUGCGCUUGCGGUGUUCCCUCAACGCCAACUGAUCUCGGUGAACAAGUUGGAACCCCAAUUCCAAAACUUGAAGGACAAGGACGGCAAGCCGAUCACUACGGUGGAGUUCAACCGGGGGAUGUGA